This is a messenger RNA of Periophthalmus magnuspinnatus, 3120 nucleotides long. It is a transcript of the gene ankrd13c, whose product is annotated as ankyrin repeat domain 13C. The coding region runs from base 301 to 1875 and encodes 524 amino acids. The transcript is spliced from 13 exons. The record is from RefSeq and is a predicted model, not a curated record. Gene Ontology annotation, cellular component: cytoplasm. Gene Ontology annotation, molecular function: protein binding. NCBI's taxonomy places the organism in Eukaryota, Metazoa, Chordata, Actinopteri, Gobiiformes, Gobiidae.
GAUAGUUCACGGCGGAAGACAUCACCCAAUCUGCUCUGUUUCGAGUCUUGUUGGAGCCGCGUAUGUUUGCCGUGACCGGGGACAGUUUGUGGGAGCGAGCUGUCUAUGUGUUUUCAGGACGACGUAGUCAUUACGUGCUCUUAAUAAGCCGUGACUUUUGAACACAGAUAGUUCAUGUGGAGCAUUUCUCCGUGUCUCGGAGUUCCUGCAGGCGGAUCGCCUUGAUCGCGCAGAGGGUCCUCUCCACGGCGGCACCCUCUGCUCCGCCUGCGCCGCCGCCGCCGCCACGGUGUUUAGAAGAUGACCGGGGAGAAGAUCCGCUCCCUGCGCAAGGACCAAAGGCCCAGCAAAGACGGGGACUUACUGGAGCCCGACGAGGAAGCUGCCACCGGGACUUUUACCGCGUCCAAGGCAAAUAACAAGAGCAGAACGAGUAAAAUCUUCAGCAACCACAAGUUAACCAGGUCAUCCUCCACUCAGCAGCAGCACAACCAGCAGUCACAGAUCAACGCCAACACUAGUCCCCUGUCCACGGCCGAUGUCAUAGACGACAACAACAAGAACCCAGUGAUCCGAGCCGCGCAGGACUAUCCCGUGCACGAGUGUGUUUUUAAGGGAGAUGUCCGGAGACUGUCUUCUCUUAUUCGUACGCAGAAUAUCGCUCAGAAAGAUGUCCAUGGAAACACGCCCUUGCAUCUUGCUGUCAUGAUGGGGCACAAAGAGUGUGCCCAUCUCCUGCUGGCCCACAAUGCACCAGUCAAAGUGAAGAACGCUCAGGGAUGGAGCCCCCUGGCUGAGGCCAUCAGCUAUGGUGACCGUCAGAUGAUCACGGCGCUGCUGAGGAAGCUGAAGCAGCAGUCCAGGGAGAGCGUGGAGGACAAGCGGCCCAAGCUGCUCACUGCUCUUAAAGAACUUGGAGACUUUUAUUUGGAGCUACAUUGGGACUUUCAAAGUUGGGUGCCUUUGCUGUCACGAAUACUGCCAUCGGAUGCAUGCAAGAUCUACAAGCAAGGAAUUAACAUCAGACUUGACACGACUCUCAUAGACUUUAGUGAUAUGAAGUGCCAACGUGGAGACCUCAGCUUCAUUUUCAAUGGCAACGCGAUCCCCUCCGAGUCUUUUGUGGUGCUGGACAAUGAACAAAAGGUUUAUCAGCGAAUACAUCAUGAGGAGUCCGAAAUGGAAACAGAGGAAGAGGUGGACAUUUUGAUGAGCAGUGACGUUUACUCUGCCACAUUGUCGACCAAGUCCAUUACAUUUUCGCGAGCACAAACCGGGUGGCUCUUUAGAGAAGACAAGACGGAACGUGUAGGAAACUUUUUGGCAGAUUUUUACUCCGUUAACGGACUGGUGCUGGAGUCCCGCAAGAGACGAGAACAUCUGAGUGAGGAGGACAUCCUGAGGAACAAAGCCAUCAUGGAGAGUCUGAGUAAAGGAGGAAACCUCAUCGAGCAGAACUUUGAGCCAACAAGAAGGCAAUCUUUAACCCCCCCAAUGCCCAACACUAUAUCUUGGGAGGAAUACAUCACAGCUGACAAUGGAAAAGCGCCACAUCUUGGACGAGAGCUUGUGUGUAAAGAAAGCAAGAAGAACUUUAAAGCUACAAUAGCAAUGAGUCAAGACUUCCCACUGGGCAUUGAAUCGUUGUUAAAUGUCCUGGAAGUGAUUGCACCGUUCAAGCACUUUAAUAAACUCAGGGAGUUUGUUCAGAUGAAGCUCCCUCCAGGCUUUCCAGUCAAGCUUGACAUCCCUGUUUUCCCUACAAUCACAGCCACAGUCACAUUUCAGGAGUUUCGCUACGAUGAGUUUGAGCCAUCUAUUUUUACCAUUCCCGAGGAAUACAAAGAAGACCCUAGUCGCUUUCCUGACCUUUAACUUUGGAUCAAAGUAGCAUGUAAAGAGGGCAGUUCUUUUACUUCACAAAAAUUAUAGAAAAAGACAGUGAAGCAUUAAUAAGUAUGAACAUUCUUAACCACUUGGGCCGGUGAAAUAAAAACUCAACAUUCAGUUGUGAAGAGUUGAGUUGCUCUAAAGCCCAAGCAGUCCUGUGUCUGUACCAGAGUAGCUAAGGGCAUUGAAAAUCUCUAUUUGACUGCAGUUGUGCCGUGUAAACGUUCACUGGACAAGGACGAGCAGUGAGUCGAUGCUUUGUAUGUAAGUUUAUAUGUAUUGUUCAUAAAGGGACUGUAAGUACGUGACUGUAGUCAAUCACUGAAGUGUACAAGAGGGAUUCCACUAAUACAUUGUUACAGUUCAUUUGUAGAGUUUGGCAGAAAAAAAUAACAAAAAUCUAUUUUUCAGGUUUAAAAAGAAUGGGGUUUAAUUUAAAGUUUUAUUUUAAUCUUAUGAACGUUAGUGAUUUUCCAAAGAUGUGUCGGCUCUUUCUAUGCUGACUUUUACUACUUCAAUGAAGUAGAUGCUUCAUAGAUGAGAAAUUAACUUCACAAAAUCACAUAAACUCUUUGUAUUAAAAUUGAGUUGACAGGGCAUUGCAUAGUGCCUGGACACUUCAUGAUGAACUACGGACUAUGUUUUUACAUUGUCAGUAUAUUUAGCCAAUCUUGGUCAUGCUUCAGAUCAAAGGUAACAGAACUCCACAUGUUUUAUAACAGUUCAGUCCAGCAGUGAAAACUGACCUGCAACUGCAAUACAUUUGCAGAUGUCAUUGAGGUUUGCAUCAUUCAAUUUUUGUUUGUUUUACAAAAAGUUUGGUCUGCACACAGUAUGUAAAUAUGGUACAUAUUUUGUGAGGGAUAACUUGUCUUACGUUUUAUUUUUUUGAGGGAAAAUAUGGAUUUCUAUGUAGGUUAUGUUUACUUUAAUUAGUGAGCUGUUGCUAUUUUGUACAGACUUGUAUUAUUUUCACAAUGUUUAUGUCCCUUUAUUUGAAAACUUUUACUGCGUGGGUGCAAAGUUUGUAUUUACAGUAACGUAAAAAGCACAAAGAAAUGUCAAUUUAAAAUCUAAGAUAACAUUGGUUCUACUGUGUCCUUACAUCUGCUGCUAUGGCUUUUUAGCCUCACUGUGUGGAUACAAGGUUCCUCUUCAGACGCUCCUUAUGUCUUUUUAAAACUAAAGGCACAACCACAAAGAACAAGGUAUUUAAUUACUGACAUUUGA